Molecule: messenger RNA, 3420 nt
Organism: Carlito syrichta (Philippine tarsier)
Lineage: Eukaryota; Metazoa; Chordata; Mammalia; Primates; Tarsiidae
Gene: ELP1
Product: elongator complex protein 1
Exons: 29
Coding region: 139-3420 (1093 amino acids)
Biological process (GO): tRNA wobble base 5-methoxycarbonylmethyl-2-thiouridinylation
Cellular component (GO): elongator holoenzyme complex; cytosol
Molecular function (GO): protein binding; tRNA binding
Source: RefSeq, a predicted model, not a curated record
AGCUGCACUUAACCCAGCCUCCAGAUUACUCGUAGGAUAUGGGUAAUACUGCUGACAGCGAAUGAAUUAAUUGACAGUGGAAGGGAUUAAUGCUUCAUCAAGGGAUAUUUGUACUUUUCUCUUGGGAAUUCCAUCAUCAUGCGAAAUUUGAAGUUACUUCGUACCCUGGAGUUCAGGGAUAUUCAAGCUCCAGGGAAACCUCAGUGCUUCACUCUCCGAACUGAACAGGGGACAGUACUCAUUGGCUCAGAACAUGGACUGAUAGAAGUAGACCCUAUCACAAGAGAAGUGAAAAAUGAAAUUCCUUUGGUGGCAGAAGGCUUUCUCCCAGAGGAUGGGAGUGGCUGCAUUGUUGGUAUUCAGGACUUGCUGGAUCAGGAGUCUGUGUGUGUGGCCACAGCCUCUGGAGAUGUCAUACUGUGCAGUCUCAGCACACACCAGCUGGAAUGUGUUGGGAGUGUAGCCAGUGGUAUCUCUGUCAUGAGUUGGAGUCCUGACCAAGAGCUGGUGCUUCUUGCCACAGGUCAACACACCUUGAUUAUGAUGACAAAAGACUUUGAACCAAUCAUGGAGCAGCAAAUCCACCAGGACGAUUUUGGUGAAAGCAAGUUCAUCACUGUUGGAUGGGGUAAGAAGGAGACACAGUUCCAUGGAUCAGAGGGCAGGCAAGCAGCCUUUCAGAUGCAAAUGCAUGAGUCAGCUUUGCCCUGGGAUGACCAUCGACCACAAGUUACUUGGCGUGGGGAUGGGCAAUUUUUUGCUGUGAGUGUUGUUUGCCCAGAAACAGGGGCUCGGAAGGUCAGAGUUUGGAACCGAGAGUUUGCUUUGCAAUCAACCAGUGAGCCUGUGGCAGGACUGGGACCAGCCCUGGCUUGGAAACCCUCAGGCAGUUUGAUUGCAUCUACACAAGAUAAACCCAACCAGCAAGAUGUUGUGUUUUUUGAGAAAAAUGGACUUCUUCAUGGAUACUUUACACUUCCCUUCCUCAAAGAUGAGGUUAAGGUAAAUGACUUGCUCUGGAAUGCAGAUUCCUCUGUGCUUGCAGUUUGGCUGGAAGACCUUCAGAGGGAAGAAAAUUCUACUCUGAAAACCUAUGUUCAGCUCUGGACUGUUGGAAACUAUCACUGGUAUCUCAAGCAAAGUCUGCCCUUCAGCACCUGUGGGAAGAGCAAGAUUGUGUCUCUGAUGUGGGACCCAGUGACCCCAUACCGGCUGCAUAUUCUCUGCCAGGGCUGGCAUUACCUCUGCUGUGAAUGGCACUGGACGACUGAUCGAAGCUCAGGAGAUAAUUCGAGUGACUUGUCAAAUGUGGCAGUCAUUGAUGGAAACAGGGUGUUAGUGACAGUCUUCCGACAAACUGUGAUUCCACCUCCCAUGUGCACAUACCACCUGCUGCUCCCACACCCUGUGAAUCAAGUCACAUUCUCUGAGCACCCUAAAAAGAGUAAUGACCUUGCUGUCCUAGAUGCCAGUAACCAGAUUUCUGUUUAUAAAUGCGGUGAUGGUUCAAGUGUGGACCCUACGGUGAAACUGGGAGCUGUGAGUGGAAAUGGAUUUAAAGUUUCCCUUAGAACACCUUAUCUGGAAAAGAGAUACAAAAUUCAGUUUGAGAAUUGUGAAGAUCAAGAGGUAAACCCAAUGAAAUUCAGCCUUCUCACCUGGAUUCAAGAAGAUGUCUUCCUGGCCAUAAGUCACAGUGAAUCCAGCUCACAGUCUGUCAUUCAUCAUUUGACUGUGGAUCCUUCUGAGACAGAUGGAGAACAAGGAGAGCUCAAUGUCAGUUCAUCUGUGAUGGUGGAUGGGGUCGUAAUUAGUCUGUGUUGCAAUUCUAAGACCAAGUCCGUGGCUUUACAGCUGACUGACGGCCAGAUACUUAAGUAUCUUUGGGAAUCACCUUCUCUGACUGCUAAACCAUGGAAGAACUCUGCUGGAUUUCCCGUUCAGUUUCCUUAUCCAUGCACACAGACUGAAUUGGCCAUGAUUGGAGGAGAGGAAUGUGUCCUUGGUUUGACUGACAGGUGUCGCUUUUUCAUCAAUGACACUGAGGUCGCAUCAAAUAUCACAUCAUUUACAGUAUAUGAUGAGUUUUUAUUGUUGACAACCCAUUCCCAUACCUGCCAGUGUUUUUGCCUGAGAGAUGUUUCAUUUAAAACAUUACAGGCAGGUCUGAGCAGCAAUCAUGUGUCCAAUGGGGAAAUUCUACGGAAGGUGGAAAGGGGUUCACGGAUUGUCACUGUUGUGCCUCAGGACACAAAGCUUAUAUUACAGAUGCCAAGAGGAAAUGUAGAAGUUGUUCAUCAUCGAGCCCUGGUUUUAGCUCAGAUUCGGAAGUGGCUGGACAAACUUAUGUUUAAAGAAGCAUUUGAAUGCAUGAGAAAACUGAGAAUUAAUCUCAAUCUGAUUUAUGAUCAUAACCCUAAGGUGUUUCUUGCAAAUGUGGAAACUUUCAUUAGACAGCUAGAUUCUGUAAAUCAUAUCAAUUUGUUUUUCACAGAAUUGAAGGAAGAAGAUAUCACACAGACCAUGUACCCUCCACCAGUUACCAGCAAUGUCCAGCUGUCCAGGGAUCCUGAUGAGAAAAAACUAGACCUUGUCUGUGAUGCUAUGAGAGCAGCCAUGGAGAGCAUAAAUCCUCACAAGUACUGCCUGUCAAUACUCACAUCUCACGUGAAGAAAACAACCCCAGAACUGGACAUUGUGCUGCAGAAGGUACACGAGCUUCAAGGAAAUUCUUCAUCUGUUCCUGAUGCUGUGAGUGCUGAAGAAGCUCUGAAAUAUUUGCUGCUUCUGGUAGAUGUUAACGAAUUGUAUGAUCAUUCUCUUGGGACCUAUGACUUUGAUUUGGUCCUCAUGGUAGCUGAGAAGUCACAGAAGGAUCCCAAAGAAUACCUUCCAUUUCUUAAUACACUUAAGAAAAUGGAAACUAAUUAUCAGCGGUUUACUAUAGACAAAUAUUUGAAACGAUAUGAAAAAGCUAUUGGGCACCUCAGCAAAUGUGGAUCUGAGUACUUCCCAGAAUGCUUAAACUUAAUCAAAGAUAAAAACUUGUAUAAUGAAGCUUUGAAGUUAUAUCCACCAAACUCACAGCAGUACAAGGAUAUCAGCAUUGCUUAUGGGGAACACCUGAUGCAAGAACACAUGUAUGAGCCAGCAGGGCUUGUGUUUGCCCGCUGCGGUGCCCAUGACAAAGCUCUCUCAGCCUUUCUGACUUGUGGCAGCUGGAAACAAGCCCUCUGUGUGGCAGCCCAGCUUAACUUGACCAAAGACCAGCUGGCAGGCCUCAGCAGAACUCUGGCAGAAAAACUGGUUGAGCAGAGGAAGCACAUUGAUGCAGCCAUGGUUUUGGAACAGUACGCCCAGGUAAACUCCGUUCCUAAACCACAGUCAACAAGAAAGGACUUCUUGGUUGUACCUUACUGA